AUGAGAGAUCAGGGCCUACCCUUUCUGUACCAUAUGGCGUACCUUGGUCACCUGUGGAAACAGAAAUCAGAGGAGGAGGAAGAGGAAGAAAAAGAAGAGGAGGAGGGGGAAAAGGAAGAAGAGGAGGCAUCUCUGGAUCCAAUGAAACCAUCUCUUAUGCUGGAGCCUCAGAAAAUCAUCCCCAUGGGGGUCCUGUUUAAUUCUAAGGCUAGAUGUAGGGAUAUAAACAAGAGACAGAACUGCUGGGCCUCUAAGCUCCCAGCUUGCAGCUUACCCCAAGUCCUGCAUGGAACCAGCCCCCCAGGAGUCUUGCCUGACUAUGAGCCUGUUAGGGGGAACAUGGAGAAGAAAGAAAACUGUUGUGCUCCACUGUUCCCAGGUUGGAGCCUCAGCCCAUCCCCAAACUCCGUUUCAAAGUCUCACAUAAGUGAGCCUUUUGGAGACCAAUGCAACUGUAAGCCUGAGGGGAAAGCAUCAGUGGAGCAGACAAAGAACUGCUGGGCCACUGAGCUCCCAGCCCAUAGUUCACUUUCUGCUCCCCUACCAGAGCCACACACUGACCUUCAAUGUGUGUGGAGAUGGGCACAACAGAGAGAAGUCCCCCAGGGCUCCAGCCCUCCAAAAGUUAAUACCCUGCAGCCAAUACCCUGGCUUCCCACCCUCACUGAAGUUGUGCAGAUUGUGCCCACUCAUUCUGGCCUACCCAACGGAGAGACAUUUCCAGGACCUAAGGCUGAGGCCCCACUCUCCCAGAGAGAGGCUGUUCCAGAGGUGCUCACAAACCCUGGGACCCAUGCCUGGCAGUGGAGUAAAGAGUUGGAACUCAGGCUGAAAACACUGCAGCAGAGCCCUGCAUCCAGAUCCCCGAGCUCAAGCCAACUACUUUGUAGCUCCCCUGCCUUGAGCUCCACAACUCCAGACUCCUGCCCCCAAAAGCAGAUUUAUCUCCCUAACCUGUGCCUCUCCUCUUCAAGUGGUCAUCCCCCAAAAGUUCAGAGCACAGUAUCUCAACCUAUCCAGGUCUCCUACUGUCAUCACUCCCAAUCCCUAUUCCAGCCACAGCUAGGAGGGUCUGGCAGAGCAAGACAAGGGCCUCAGAGAGAGGCGAACUUGAAGGGGAAGACUGCCCAGGUCCCAUCCCAAGGGUCGUGUGUACACACAAAGGCUGGUGAUAUCCAUUCAGGCCCUGGAGAGCCUUCAAACCCUGAUAUUCUAGUCUCAGGCAGGAAACAAAACAAGGCUUCAGCCCUUUCUUCAGUGAAAAAGGGAGAGAACCCCAGAAAACCCAAAGCAGACCACAGAGCAGGGAAUGCAGGAUUAGGGUCAUCCACUGUCACAAAAAAGAGCCACCCUACCCAGGCCCAAAGACUAGUGGAGGCUCCUGUAAGCAGACUUUCCCAAAAAUCUCAACACAGGGGCCAGAGCUCUCAAGACAGUUCUCUUCCCCAGAAGCUCUUCCCCAAGAUUUCAGGUCCCCAUGACCAGGCAGGGAAAGAGCUGAGAGCUGGUGACAUCCUGAGCCCUCACUACUGUAAGCACUAUCCUUGGGCCCACACGAAGAGCCAUCUUUCUUCUCCUAUACCCCAGGCUCACCUUUCCAGGGGUCUCCAAAGAGUAUUAGCCAAAUUUUUAGGUAACCGUGGACCCUUGCUCACCAAAUCUAUUCAAGAGAAGAAAGCCUGA
Otolemur garnettii (small-eared galago) is the source of this 1683-nucleotide messenger RNA. It is a transcript of the gene SPATA31G1, whose product is annotated as chromosome unknown C9orf131 homolog. The record is from RefSeq and is a predicted model, not a curated record. Bases 1 to 1683 code for a protein of 560 amino acids. Lineage: Eukaryota; Metazoa; Chordata; Mammalia; Primates; Galagidae. The transcript has 3 exons.